AUGGCGGACCGUUUCCCUUCAUUAGAUGAGAUUGACGCUGGUCACACCGAGGCGCGUGGCCCAGCUACCGACUUCGAGCUUGUUGGCGACUCGAAUGACACGGACGACUUCCUCUCACGUGAGCGCGCUCUUCUCGGCGACGAUGCCGACCAGUUCGCUUCGGAAAACGACAAGCUGGCAACAGUCGAAGAUGGAGACGACGACCUGCUAGGCGGAGACUUCAGCCAAGCCAACGUUGGCGGCCAAGAGAUGGACGGCUUCGAGAGCUCCUUCCCCGCGAUCGAUACUACAAACGACCACAUGGCACCUGGCGGCACCAUCACAGGAUCGUCCCUGCCCUUCCUUCCCGGCCAGCCCGCACCCUCAUUCACUCCUCAGCGAUCAGACUCCCCCGAGCCUGAUGUCAUUCGGGAAUGGCGCGAACGCCGCGACCUCCAGAUUCAGCAUCGCGACGAAGUCUCCCACGAGCGCAAGCAGCGGACUAUCCAGGAGGCGCAGCAGAACAUUGACGACUUCUACGAGAACUACAACAACAAGAAAGAGAAGGAGAUUGCCAAGACACGGAAAGAGGCGGAGGAGUUCCUCGCCAACCGUGAUGAUACUACUGCGGGCGGAACAAGCUGGGAGCGCAUUGCCAAGCUGGUAGACUUGAGCGGAAAGGGCACCAAGGGCGGCGCUUCAGGGAGCGAGAAGGCACGCUUCCGAGAGCUGUUGCUCAGCUUGAAGAAGGACGAGAAGGCACCCGGUGCUACAGGCUACUAAGCAGGACUGCGUUGGGCAGAAGCUUGAUUUUGGGUGACUAGAUCAGCGUAUGGUCUCGUCCCGGACUGAAUGCAUGGUCAUGAUCUGGAGUUACAGGCUAGGUUGCAAUUUACUUCAAGCAACUGUGUUAAUAUGAUUCAGUGAUGAGCGGUUCAGCAUCA
Messenger RNA from Parastagonospora nodorum SN15, 923 nucleotides. RefSeq lists its product as hypothetical. Gene Ontology annotation, molecular function: clathrin heavy chain binding; structural molecule activity. Gene Ontology annotation, cellular component: clathrin coat of coated pit; plasma membrane; clathrin coat of trans-Golgi network vesicle. The coding region runs from base 1 to 762 and encodes 253 amino acids. NCBI's taxonomy places the organism in Eukaryota, Fungi, Ascomycota, Dothideomycetes, Pleosporales, Phaeosphaeriaceae. The transcript has 3 exons. Gene Ontology annotation, biological process: clathrin coat assembly; intracellular protein transport; clathrin-dependent endocytosis. The record is from RefSeq and is a predicted model, not a curated record.